Messenger RNA from Nicotiana attenuata, 477 nucleotides. RefSeq lists its product as uncharacterized. The record is from RefSeq and is a predicted model, not a curated record. NCBI's taxonomy places the organism in Eukaryota, Viridiplantae, Streptophyta, Magnoliopsida, Solanales, Solanaceae. The transcript is spliced from 2 exons. Bases 1 to 477 code for a protein of 158 amino acids.
AUGCAAGAUCCAAGGGAACUACACUUGAAGACAUCAUAUCACCUACUGAGGUACUUGAAAGUUGAUCCUAGCCUAGGAUUCUUCUUCUCCAGGAAUGUUGAUUAUACACUGAGAUCAUACUGUGAUUAUGAUUGGGCAUCAUGUCCAGACUCCAAGAAGUCAGUUACUGGGUAUGUUGUUCUACUGGGAGAUAGCCCUAUCAGCUGGAAAUUAAAGAAACAGGAAACUAUUUCCUUAUCGUCAGUUGAAGCAGAGUACAUGUCCAUUAUAAAGGUGGUUGGUGAGCUAGUGUGGUUACAAAGGCUAUUUGAAGAGCUCACAGUCCCUUUCUCCAGUCCUAUUGCAGAAGGGCUCAUUUCUCUACAUCAUAGUAGGAUUGAUCAUCAACUUGCCGACAUUCUCACUAAAGCACUAACUGGGAUUAAACAUUCCAACUUUCUCAGCAAGUUGGGAGUGACAACUUCACCUCCAACUUGA